AUGCUUGGAUUAUUUCUGAAUCUUGUUGGGAUAUUCACUGAGAAUAUAAAGAAUACCACGAACAACAAUGACAUCACCGAAUCUGUCAUUGAUGAGAUCAGCUUCAUUCCUCACGUCUAUAAUGAUCGCAUUGGAAUUCAAAAUGUCAUGGUAAAACCUGACAAGCUUUUUAUGAGAUCUACAAUAGAUGAAAGUGCUAUGGUUAGAUGGGAGAUCCAAAAUCCCCAAAACAACUGGUCAUUCACAUUUGAAUUCAAUGAGCUCAACCUUGAAUCUAGGGAAUCCGCUGGCAUUUUCCUGUUCUAUACAAAAGAAAAGCCUGUCAUAGGAUCAUUUAAGGGUGGGCCUUCAAAGUUUCAUGGGUUUGCUGUUGGAUUAGAGUUUGUUGGUAAAGGUGUGGAGCUUGUCUAUGCUAAGAAUGAUGGGAUUGAUUACACCAAUAUGGAUGAGUACGUCUCUGUGAUUGAUUCCCUAAAUCCAAAAAGAUUUUCAAACCUUGAGACAUUAAAGCUUAAGGUUAUCUGUACGGAUAAGAACUUUAAAGUUGAGAUUUAUGACGGAGACACUGUAAUUUACGACAACUUCAGAUUCUUUACAAAAGACUAUCUGGAAUUUGCUAAAGGUGGAAGCUAUCUAUCACUGUUUGCAGAUUACAAGCACGUAUCAUCUGGAAAAGCAUUUGAACUGAGAAAUGCACAACUUUACCAUAGAGAAGAGACACCUGAUUAUAGUGUCACUAAAGUUAAUAUGCAGAAGAUUACAACACAGGUCAAGCCAAAGAGUGAGAUCAAGCAUCCAAAUGUGGAUGUCCAAGAUUUGCUCUUCAAGAUCAAUGCUGUUAUAAGCUAUACCAAAGCUGUGAUUGGAGAGCUUCCUGAAACAUCAAUAAUAAAGGCAGAGAAGGAACUGAUUAAAGAAGUCGAUUCGCUCUCAGAAAAGGUUGGAAAAAUGAAGACUGGCGUGUCCGGAAGAACUAACAGAAAUGAUUUGGAUGGAAAAAUUAAUCAGUUGGAUGUUCAAUUGAAAAGGUUAUCAAAAAUAGUGAAUGAUGUUGAUUACUUGACAGAAUCAACAAGUGAAGUUGCUUCUCACAAAUACCAUCUAAUUCUUGAAUACUUUGUGAUAUUUUCUGGAAUUUUUGCAGUGUCUGUGAUGUUCAUCCGAGAGAUGAGAAACUUCAUCGAUAAUCGCAAGCAUAAGCUAUCAAUUAAUAAAUAA
Molecule: messenger RNA, 1218 nt
Organism: Vittaforma corneae ATCC 50505
Lineage: Eukaryota; Fungi; Microsporidia; Nosematidae
Exons: 1
Coding region: 1-1218 (405 amino acids)
Source: RefSeq, a predicted model, not a curated record